Molecule: messenger RNA, 1231 nt
Organism: Bradysia coprophila
Lineage: Eukaryota; Metazoa; Arthropoda; Insecta; Diptera; Sciaridae
Biological process (GO): biosynthetic process
Molecular function (GO): oxidoreductase activity; iron ion binding
Source: RefSeq, a predicted model, not a curated record
AAAUAUCACCACAACAGCACAGUUGGUUUUAGAAGGUGUUCCGAGCAAGACUCAUAAUAUUUUUUCUCGAAUUUAUCUGCAAAUUAUUGUUAUAAAAAGUGGCAACAUGAAAGACGACCUUGUGCCAACGAUCGAUAUUUCACCCCUAUUCGGUAACGAUCUUCCAGCAAAACGGAAAGUUGCCGCAGAAAUUGAUAAGGCAAGCAGAUCUUCGGGAUUUUUCUUCGCUUCGAACCAUGGUGUCGAUGUUUUGGACGAGCUGGUCAAAACUACAAGAAAAUUCCAUCAGAGUCUUAGCGAAGAAGAGAAAUGGAAUCUAGCCAUUGUAGCUUACAACAAGGAGAAUGUUGAGCAAAAACGGAAUGGAUACUACUUGCCGAUCGAGGGAAAGAAAGCUGUCGAAUCAUACUGCUACUUGAAUCCGUCAUUUACAUCCGAACAUCCAAAAAUUAAGGCAAAAGUACCAUGCCACGAGGUAAAUAUUUGGCCAGACUCGAAGAAGCAUCAAGGCUUUAAGGAAUUCAAUGAAUCUUUCUACUGGAAAUUGUUUGAUGUCUCUGCAGCUAUACUUCGGGGUUAUGCUUUAGCCUUGGGUAAAGAAGAAACCUUUUUCGAUGAGCAUUUCAGGAAGGAAGAUACAUUGUCAUCAGUUCGUCUCAUUAGGUACCCGUACUUAGAGAACUAUCCUCCAGUAAAAACGGCAAAAGAUGGAACAAAAGUUAGUUUCGAAAGUCACGAAGACGCAUCCCUUAUAACAGUUUUGUAUCAACCAUUUGUGGCUAACUUACAAGUUGAGAUGCCAGACGGUUACAAAAGCAUUCCGUCGUCAGAUGAUUGCUUCCUUGUCAAUGCUGGUGGAUACAUGGCUUGGAUAACCGAUAAUUAUUACAGGGCACCGAUUCAUCGAGUUAAAUGGGUCAAUGCUGAGCGACUUUCAUUACCAUAUUUCGUAAUGUUGGGCUACGAUAGUACCGUUGAGCCUUUUGUGCCUCACAAGCCGGAUGAAAAACCAAAGAGACCAGCUCUAUCUUAUGGAGAUUAUUUCUCAAAAGCGCGGGUUGAUCUAGUAGUUAGCAAUGGUCAGACGUAAGAACUCUUCGAUUGUGAAGACUGUGUACCAGUAAAUAAAUAAAUUCGACUAAAAUUCCUGAAUCGAUGCACCUUAUUCGUAAUAUUAAGGCAACGUUAACUUUGAAGUAUUGCAAUGAAAUAAAGAAAUAAAAACUGAAAA